AUGGAGCAUCAAGUCAUCAGUCAGGGGUCUUCAAAUGAGGAAGACACUUCUACUGGGGGCAGUGGUGCUGGGACAGAAUGUGUGUUGGACUACACUAAUGAAUUCACAACUGAUGAGAUAUUUAAGAGUAGAGAUGCAUUGGUUGAGUGGACUCGUGAUCGAGGAAAUAGCAACGGUUUGGUGAUUAUUAUCAAGAACUCAGAUGCAGGAGGAGCUGGUAAUAAGAAACCCCGAAUAAAAUUCUGUUGUGAAAAGGGUGGUGUUUAUAAAAGGAAGAUUGAUGAAAAUGUCCAUAAGAAAAGGCGUCUUAGGAGCAGUGGUACGAAAAAGUGUGGAUGCCCAUUUCUAUUGAGGGGUGUGAGCUUGGGUGAUAAUGAUGAGUGGAAAUUGGAGGUGGUAUGUGGAGUUCAUAACCACGAUGCUGCAAAGUCCAAUGCAAGGAGAUUAUCCGAAGAAGAGAAAGCAUUGUUGGUAGAUAUGUCCAAGAGUUUGGCCAAACCCAAGGACAUAUUGCGCACAAUUAAACAAAAAGAGGGACUCAAUGAAACAAAAAUGAAAACAAUUUAUAAUGUCAGACAAAGGUUGAAGUUGAAAGAGAAUGUUGUGAGAUCGCAGAUGCAUGUUUUGCUAAGUAAGUUAUCUGACCACAAUUAUAUUGAGUGGCAUAGAAGCUCAGAUGACAGUAAUAUUGUGAAGGAUCUGUUUUGGACCCACCCUGUUAGUGUAGACAUCUUACGUGCAUUCCCACAAGUCCUGAUCAUGGAUUGCACGUGCAAGACAUAUUCUUUUCCGCUUUUAGAGAUUGUAGGGGUGACAUGUACUAACAUAACCUUCUCAGCUGCAUUUGCUUACCUUGAUGCUAAGAAUGAAGACAAUUACAUAUGGGCUUUGAGUAGAUUGAGGACCAUGUUGGAUGAACAUUGUCUUCCUACAGUCAUUGUCACGGACAAUGACUUGCCACUAAUGACUGCCAUCCAUAGUAUUUUUCCUAGUGCCCGACAUUUUUUGUGUAGAUUACAUAUUAGCAAAAAUGUGUUGGCGAAAUGUAAAGGCAUGUUUGAAGGUAAAGAUCAGUUGGAGAAGUUCAUAAUGAGUUGGAAUAUGUUGGUGUUAUCGGAGACGGAGCAUGAGUAUCUGAAACGUUUGGCUGAGCUUGAUUAUUAUUUUGGUAGAUAUCCACAUGCACUUGAAUAUGUGAAGAACACUUGGUUGAACGAGUAUAAAGAGAGAUUUGUGUCUGUAUGGACAGAUACAUGCAUGCAUUUUGGUCACACAACAUCAAAUAGGGUGGAAGGUGCAAGUGCAAAACUGAAACAACUACUUGGCAACAGCCGAGGUAGUUUUGAAACAUCUUGGGAAAAGAUUCACUCCUUGUUAGAGUUGCAACACUUAGACAUCAAGGUAUCACUUGAGAAGUGUUUGACCAUCAUCCAACGCAAUUUCAUGCAUGAUGAAUUGAAGGAGUUGCGAGGAUUUGUAUCUACCGUUGCUUUGAAUAUAAUUGUUUGUGAGUCGAAGAAAGUCAAUUCAGUGGGGUUAGAUUCUUCGUCAUGUAGUUGCACCAUUCGACGCACACAUGGGUUGCCAUGUGUGCAUGAGAUUGCAAAAUACAGACAGACUAGUCGCCCUAUUCCUCUUUACUGUGUUGAUGCUCAUUGGAGGAAAUUGGAUUUACUGUACUCCCCGAAAAAUAGUGACCACGCAACUGACAUAAUUACGCAAAUGUAUACGAUCUUACAUCAGUGGAUGGAUAGCAAUGAGGACACCAGGAGACAUAUUAGUCUGAAGUUGGAGGAGAUUAUGAAUAUGGAGUCAAUGCCCCUUACCAAGCCUAAAGAACAACCAAGUAGAAUUGGCACUACUACUCGUUGCAAUCUUUCUGCCUUUGAGUUGGCCUUGUCAUGUCGAGUCAGUCAUUCACCAGUUGACACAGUUGCUACCACAUCCCACUCGGAGAAACCAAAGAGGCGUCCUCCUAAGAUGAAGGUACAUAGGAUGUGUCCACUCACUUCAUCUGAAUUGAAAGAGCAGUUCCCUACUGCUUUGAGACCAUAUAUUUCAUCCAUAAGGGAUUUUGCAGGUGACGGUAAUUGUGGUUAUCGAGUCAUAGCCGGGUUGAUGGGUUUUGGAGAUGAUGCUUGGAGCAAGGUACGCAGAGAUUUGUUGAAUGAGUUGUGCUCUCAUGAAACACAAUAUGAGAACCUUUUUGGGAGACGUGAUCGGGUUGACGAGCUUAUGCAUACACUCUCAUUCUUUGAGGAGUGCCCCCCGUAUGAUAGGUGGUUGACCAUGCCAGAUACGGGGCACAUUAUCGCAUCAUGCUAUAAUGUGGUCCUGAUAUAUUUAUCCAUGUCAUUAUCUGCCACAUUUUUACCAACCAGGACGACGUCAUUGCCCUUGUUAGAGCGCCGUCACAUUGCCAUCGGUUCAGUCAACGACAGCCACUUUGUUCAGGUGUUUCUGUUUCCAGGGCAUCCUAUGCCCCCUGUUUCGGAUUGUUGGCACCAAGUUUACCUACCAGAUGCUGAGGGUUGGCAAACUGCCUACACUGAACGUAUUCAACGUUUUAGAGAGAUUGUUGGUUCAGAUGUGGCUACCAGAGAGAUGGCAUAA
Messenger RNA from Prunus armeniaca (apricot), 2613 nucleotides. The record is from the annotation of a GenBank genome assembly. Lineage: Eukaryota; Viridiplantae; Streptophyta; Magnoliopsida; Rosales; Rosaceae.